UGUAAAACAAAGACGGACGUAAAAUGAAGGGGACUUGACAUGUCGUUUAUAUUUAGUUUUGUAUGUGUGAGUGGACUACUCGUGUAGAUAUAAACAGGUCGGAUAGCGGGUUGACUUGGACCAUUUAUCAUGAUGGAAGCAAUAUUUGCUGAACCAGUAGCCUCCCCUUAUUGACGAGUAGACCAGCGAGAUGGAACAGAUAAUCAAUAUGGAGGAGAUAAACCGAAUAAAGGAAAUGAUCACAAACAUCUUUGAAACCAACGCAAAAGUGACGCAAAUUCUGCAAGAAAGGGAAGCCGAUAAUAAUGCAGAUGAAGAACGACGUCAUCAAAUUAAUGAUUCAGAGGAUUCCUUCCAACGACUAGAGAAACGUAUCCAGGAAGGAGAUGAUGAAUUUCAGGAAUUAGAGAACAUGGUUCGUGAUCUUGUGCCUAGGGUAGAACGAGCGGCUUCUCUGGUGAGCAAUUACACACGCCAUCUAAACAAGGAACGGAACCGUUGCGUUCCGGUAGAUCUUGGUACUACAAAACUUCAUAGGUCUAGAGGUCAGCAACAUAAUAAUGGAGGUUCUGAAUAUCUUUCUCAACGAGGAAACAGUCACACAAAUAUUCAAAACUUCACAACUGGGCACAACGGCGAAAAUUAUACAUUAUCGUUAGCAAAUGCUGCUCAAAGUAACACAGAUGAACUUGAGAGUAAAAAGAAAGUAAGAUUUGCUAACGAAUCGCCUUUUCCUCAGAGUAUGAACAGUGUUGAUUCUAGGGGAUCUUCAAUGAGAAUGAAAUUUGAAUCUCCUGGUGAAAAUGAAAACGGAGAGCCAAAGAACCAAAGCAAUGAUAACGGUUACAGCGAUGAUAGGUCCCAAACGGCCAAAGUACCUGUUAGUGAAACCGGUUUUAAACAAAGACUGACGGGAAAAGACGUCGAUAACAGACUUCAAUAUUUUAGGAAAAUUCAGAUGCAGAUAAGAGAUAACAAACAAACCGUUGCAGAGAGUAAAGAGGAAAAAGGCGCCGAAGAUAAGUACCAAGGUGUUACUCCUAAUGAUAGUAUGCUGAAAGAUAAGGAUGUAUUAGGAUAUAGGAAAGACGGAAUAGCGCGUCAACCCCAAACCCUAAUGACAAGUGUAGGAGGACACGAUGGCUUAGAUGUGUCCCUAUGCAGUUCUUCGGGAGAGGAAGCUCUCAAACGUGUGAGCGAAGACCCAGAUCCUGCACAACAAAUUGCAAAUAAGGACGAGGACCUGUCCAUGGCAAUUUCGAUGAAGGACAACAUGGAAGUAUCGGCUUAUAUGAAUGAGUUGAACAGAAAAGCAAAGAGAGAAGCAUUAAAAGGGCAAACAGACGAACUACGACGGGGAGUCGGACCUGUCACGGUCUUGUGCUUAGAUACUUCAGGGAGUAUGGAAGGUGCAGCAUUCCGGGAGAUGAUUUCACUAGCAAUUAAGUUUGUUGAUGGGAUUCGAAAAGUCUCCCUACUCCUUGGUAUAACAGAGAACAUUGGGGUGUCCACUUUCGGAAAGCAGACUGGUGUCCUUCUCCAUAUAACCAACCAAUAUGACAAGGUGAAGGAGGUGUUACUAACACUAAAGGCAGAAGGACCUAGUCCGAUGUUCGGGGGAAUAAUAAUGGCAAGUGCAGCAUGUAUUUACAAAGACGUCACGAUGAACGGAAUCUCCAUUGGGAGCAGGAUCAUACUGAUAUCUGAUGGCAAGGGCACACCCGAUUACUGGCAUCUGAUGGGCGACACUGUCGACCCCAACAACGCAAAGGCUAAGUUAUUGGUGAAUAACUCUAUGGUCAACGCAGGUCAUCUGGUUAAGUCACAUGGAAAUACUGUUUAUUCAGUUCCGGUUGGAGAUUACACGGAGGAAACUCUGGCACAAGUGGCGAGAACAUCUGGCGGGCACAUCAUUCAAAGAAAUGAGCUUAACCGACUUGUACAGUUCGCACAACAACAGAGCAUAGCCGCAAGCUCCGUGUGCAUGUGUAGGGAUCUGGGAGAGGAAGUAGAUCGCGAGCCUUUCCUUAGGUCCAUGAUCGGUGUGGAGAGCCUACCUGGAGAGCCUACCUUCGACCAAACCAAAAUGGACAUUCUAACUCUAGCAUUAAAGUUUUCCAAGUCUGAGGUCCAACGAAAGGACACAGGUGACAAAGGCGACGUCAUGGAAGAGGUAAACACGAACAUGCCGUGCAUCGGAACACGUGUCCGACGCGGUCCAAACUGGAACUUGGGUAACCAGGAUUACGAAGGACCCGGGACGGUUGUUGGCCAUGAUUCCGAUGGUAAAGAAUGGACAUUUGGAGAUCAGGACGGUGGUGAGGGGACAGUGGGUAUUGUAUGCCGAGCAGAUCCUGCAAAGACUGUCCAUGUGCGAUGGCCUAACAAGACAGUAGAGAGAUAUAACUUUGGAGCUAAUGGACGCUUUGACGUGGAACUGAUUAACCAACGAGAACCCAGUGUAACUUCAGCCUCCAUUUUUCCACCCAAAAGGAGAGAGGGUACUAUUGCAGGCAAGGGCAAGGACGCUCGGAAGGAAAUGUCUAUUGAAGACAUGAAUCGUCUCAACCAGAGAAAAUAAACGCGUCUUUUAUAUCAAAAAUGUGCAUGUACUGGACAGGAUAAAAAAGAAAUAUUUCUUUUAUAAUAAAAUGUAUAAAAGACAAAAGGUUCAAAAUCCUCCAUUAUAAAAACAAGAGGCCCAUGGGCCUUAACGGUCACCUAAGUAAUGUAACAAAUGAUG
Molecule: messenger RNA, 2743 nt
Organism: Mizuhopecten yessoensis (Yesso scallop)
Lineage: Eukaryota; Metazoa; Mollusca; Bivalvia; Pectinida; Pectinidae
Exons: 18
Coding region: 191-2581 (796 amino acids)
Biological process (GO): protein ubiquitination
Molecular function (GO): ubiquitin-protein transferase activity; metal ion binding
Source: RefSeq, a predicted model, not a curated record